AUGGGUAUUGUAAAAAUAAUAAAAUGGCCAUCACUACGCAGGGAUCAACUAGAGGAAGGAGAAUUACCGGAUUGCGUAUUAGUAAAAUUUGACGAAGAAAGCAUAGACAGCAGACUAAAAGAAAGCGAUGGCUGUGUCGCCAUACCUUCAGUGGUAGCAACUUUUCAAGGUACGAAGGGUAAUGGCGAUAUUGAGCGCAGGAUGUUGCCGAUAAUUUUAUGCUGGGCCGUCACGGUUCACAAAUUACAAGGUGCGACCCUUGAUAAAGCUGUAAUCGACCUCGGAAUGAAAGUGCCUGCCAAAGGACAGGCAUAUGUGGCACUGAAUAGAAAAACCCAUAGAGACACUAUGUACGUAAUAAGAUCUAAGAAUCAUAUACUUUAUACGCAAAAAAUAAAUAAGCUCAUUCUUAGUGGCAAUGAUGAUAAGCGACAAAUAUGUGAAGAUAUGUAUAAAACUUUGCCUUGGCGACAUUAUAGCAAUUUAUUUUAA
Messenger RNA from Parnassius mnemosyne (clouded apollo), 492 nucleotides. The record is from the annotation of a GenBank genome assembly. NCBI's taxonomy places the organism in Eukaryota, Metazoa, Arthropoda, Insecta, Lepidoptera, Papilionidae.